Messenger RNA from Alternaria atra, 1869 nucleotides. RefSeq lists its product as uncharacterized. Gene Ontology annotation, cellular component: fungal-type vacuole membrane. The transcript is spliced from 3 exons. Gene Ontology annotation, biological process: transmembrane transport. Lineage: Eukaryota; Fungi; Ascomycota; Dothideomycetes; Pleosporales; Pleosporaceae. The coding region runs from base 1 to 1869 and encodes 622 amino acids. Gene Ontology annotation, molecular function: transmembrane transporter activity. The record is from RefSeq and is a predicted model, not a curated record.
AUGUCGCUGAUUCAGCAUGUUACACAGCAAGAGGGCACUGAUCGCGAGGAGGCGUUGGUAGAUUUGUUCUUACCGCCUGUCGACCGCCAGAUUAGCCGACAGGAUGCUGCGGAACGUCGGCUUUCUCUUGAAAGCGCGAUAUCGGGGGCUGGCUUUUUGAGCGCCCCGGGAAAGAGCGUGAGGAGAGUUAUCAGUUACGAUGUAAUACCGAAACCUGAUGAGCCCGUAGCGGGUGAGGAACCUGGAGGCUUGACGCCGUACAAGGUGCCGACAGGCAAACGUAUCGCACAGGUCAUCGCAACGGUUCUCGCGUGUUGGUUCGCUAGCGGUAUCGUCUUCGGCUUUGCAGCGUUGAAGCCAAUUCUUAUCAAGGAAGGCGUUUUCAGAAAUUUGUGCACACCCGAAGAGGUGGAUGCCGAUGUUGAAGUUUGUUUCGAGCAAGAUCUCCGAUUGAACUUCUUCUUUUCGCUGGCGUCAACGACCGCAAAUGUUUCUGCUUUACCAGUCGGCACCUUGCUUGAUCGCUAUGGGCCCAAGCUUUGCUUCCUUAUCGGUUCUUUCUGUCUCGCGGUCGGAAGUAUCCUAAUGAGUCUCGCUUUUCAGAUCGAGCAUUUUGACGGAUAUACAAUUGGAAACUUCUUCCUCGCCCUCGGAGGCACAUUUGUCUUCCUGCCCUCUUUCCAGAUUGCUAACGCCUUCCCCAAGUAUGCGGGUAGCAUCGUUGCGCUCGUCACUGGCGCAUUCGAUGCAUCGGCAGCAGUUUUCCUCUUCUACAGGCUUAUCUACGAUGCUAGCGACCGAACCUUCAAGCCUCAGACCUUCUUUCUAGUCUAUCUCAUCGUUCCGGCAACAAUCGUUAUCGCGCAACUGACCUUCUUACCAACGGAGAACUACAAGACUGAGGCACAGCUUGAGAUGAAGAUCCAAAGGGCUGAAGAUGCCAUGCGAGAUGUACAUUCUUCGGAUGACGAGUUACCCGACAACGAAAUCUGGAAGCGAAGGAAAGCCCGUAGCACACGUCGCAAGGAGCGAUUGAGCAAACUUGACGAACUGAUUGGCGAUGAAGCGGCACGUAAGAUUCGGGAGGAGAAGGCAGAGCAAAAACUAGAGAACUCCGGUGUCUGGGGCGCGCUGCACAACAAGUCUGCCAAAGAUCAGAUGUUGACGCCCUGGUUCAUACUGCUCACUCUUUUGACUGUCAUCCAGAUGGUGCGCAUGAACUACCAAAUCGCAACUAUUCGUGAACAGUACACCUACAUGCUUGGCUCCGUCGAACUAGCCGAGAAGGUCAACGAUUUCUUCGACGUUGCUUUGCCCCUCGCUGGAGUUAUCGCUACCCCAUUCCUCGGCGCUCUGCUUGAUAAUGUCAGCACGCCCGGCGUCCUCCUGAUCAUUGUUUUCAUGACCUCCGCUAUCGGCAUCAUCGGUUCUAUUUGUGCACUUUGGGCCGGAUAUGUCAACGUCAUCCUAUUUGUCUUCUUACGUCCGCUGUACUACUCAGCCAUGUCUGAUUACGCGACCAAGGUCUUUGGUUUCGCUACCUUCGGACGUGUUUACGGAACCAUCAUCUGCACGUCUGGUCUGGUCAAUCUGUCGCAGACUGCAGUCGAUGCCCUGACCAAGGGCACAUUUGGUGGCAAUCCAAUUCCCGUCAACAUCUUCCUGGCAGCUUCGGCGUUUGUUGUGGGCACGACACUAGUCACCUACGUUACGGUACAGGUCUACCGUAUGCGGAAGAGGUUGGACGAGGAAGAUGCGAUCACCGUUACCAACACCGAUGUUGGAUCAAUUAUGGAAAGCCUGCUCGAAGAGGACGAGCCGAGAUCCUACGGCACAGUCAACCGUCAGCGACAGCCAUGGGAAGUCUGA